AAAUAGAGUUGCCGCGGCGACCGCAGAAAGGUCAAUUUAAAAAUGGCUGCCGGCAGCUUGUUGAAGGCUGUCACUUUCACGGCAUUUGGAUUCCGGUCUGUUGUUAAUGGCUGUAAACAAGAGCUUUUCCAGAAAAUCAACAAAUUCCCAAUAUGGCCUUUAAUCGGGCCAGCUCACAGCAGGGGUAUCAGACAUGUUGUGGAGAAAACAGAAGGGAAGACGACGUUGAUUGGUGGAAAAAUAGUCGAAGACAAACCUACACAUGAUCCCCCAAACCCUUCAGGACAAUGUCCAAUCUGUAGGUGGAACUUGAAGCACAAGUAUAAUUACACGGAUGUAUUGGUCUUGAGUCAAUUCAUUAGGCCAGAUGGAGGGAUGUUGCCACGACGAGUCACAGGUCUAUGCAGUGAAGAGCAUAAAAAGAUUGAAGUCUGCGUGAAAAUGGCUCAAAGGGCUGGCCUUCUGCCAGACCACAAACCUGCUCUUCCAGAAGGUCAUGUUCCGAAGAGAAAAAAGCCUCAACUAAACAGAUACCUAACUCGAUGGUCUGUGAACUCUGUCAAGCCUAUUUGGAAAAAAGGCUUGAAGUGGUGCAAGGUUCGAAUGCCUGUUGGACAUUACAGACUACAAGACAAUGUUAAAUAUGGAAAUAAGUCUAUGUAUCUAAAGCACUGAUGAAAAACUGGUAAACCCAAUGAACUGGUCAAAGAUCUAAGGAAGGCUGCUUUUCACAGCACUAUAGUAAUAGUAUGUAAUAUAUUUGUAUUGCAUAUAAAAAGCUUUGUUUUUGGGAAAACAAAUGUGUACCAACAUUAUUCUAAGUAUUUGUUUAAAAUGUAUGCUCAUUUCAAAAUAAGUUCAACUAGUUAAAAUUAAACAUUUUUCAAAUUAA
Messenger RNA from Erpetoichthys calabaricus (reedfish), 892 nucleotides. It is a transcript of the gene mrps18a, whose product is annotated as mitochondrial ribosomal protein S18A. Gene Ontology annotation, biological process: mitochondrial translation. The transcript has 6 exons. NCBI's taxonomy places the organism in Eukaryota, Metazoa, Chordata, Cladistia, Polypteriformes, Polypteridae. Bases 43 to 675 code for a protein of 210 amino acids. Gene Ontology annotation, cellular component: mitochondrial small ribosomal subunit; ribosome. Gene Ontology annotation, molecular function: structural constituent of ribosome; small ribosomal subunit rRNA binding. The record is from RefSeq and is a predicted model, not a curated record.